UCCGUGUUGUUCAAGAUUUGUAUUUUCAAACUCAAGUUUAUUUAAACUUGAGAUUUUUAAUGAUUAAAUAAUGUUAAAACGCGCUAUUUCACAUUGUUGAGACAUUAAUUAGUUUAAUGUAAACCACUAAAUACAUUUCAGUGCCCUCCGAAUCGCUAAUUGACGUACUAUUGGAAUUUUACCGGAAUUUUACUUUCACUUUUGGUCGGUGGCUUGUGGUCGACCAAUAGUUUUGUUUCGCAAUCAAAGUCUCCAAUCAAUAAGCUGGUUUUGACCGCGACAUUUCUAUUUAGUUACUUCCGAGGGUGCCACGCGAACAUGCUCUAAGGUUACUAUUGUCCAACAGUAACACCUUUUGUAUGGUGUUUCCAGUGAUAAUGUCAUAGGAGUGUUGAAGAGGAUUCGUUUUUAAAUAUUCUUCGUAAUUUUCCGGACAUCAUGGGCUUAGAAAAACGCCAUAGUAAUGAGGAAACCAGCUCAGAGUAUCUCUACCCCCCGGAUAUCCUCCAGACCCUGGACUUCAGCAGGAGUCCAGCAAAAUUCAGCCCCAAGAUAAGUGCAGCAAAUCCUGGUGAGGACUGGAUGGUGGUCAGGCCGUUGCAACGAGCGGACUUUGACAAAGGCUUCCUGCAACUGCUCAGUCAGUUGACCAGCACAGGGAACAUCACCAGGAAACAGUUUGAUGAACGUUUUACGCAAAUGAAGAGUUCCGGCGGAUAUUACGUCACCGUCAUAGAAGAUAAACGCAUCAGCAAAAUCAUCGGCGCCGCCACACUCACCAUAGAGCAGAAGUUCAUACACAACUGUUCAGUGCGCGGUCGACUCGAAGAUGUAGUUGUGAAUGACACAUACAGAGGAAAGCAAUUAGGGAAAUUGAUCGUGGUGACCGUGUCCCUGUUGGCGCAGGCGGUAGGAUGCUACAAGAUGUCGCUGGACUGCAAGGACCACCUCAUCAAGUUCUACAACACGCUGGGCUACAAGUGCGAGCCCGGGAACUCCAACGCCAUGAACAUGCGGUUCGAGGAGCCAUCCUGACAAUUAGCCGCUGGGCCAUCCGACCUGCGCUCCAAACUGUAAGUACUCGCGUGCGCGCCACGGACUAGCGGCGACCACUCACCACCUACCGCCAGCGGACAACACAAUAGAUCAUCACGACAUCGUGUUUCAUGUAACUUUGCGUUUGAAAUAACAAUAGAGGACCUAACUAAAAUGCCUAGUAAUUCCUGAUUUAUUUGCUCGUGUCGAUGAAAAUUCGAUUAGUUGGCCUAUUUUAUAGCCUUCCAAACCGCGUUAGUAGCGUGGCGAGUCUAAGCUCUAUAUCCACUCGCCUAGUUAAUAGAAAAUUGAAAAUCUGAGAUACAGUUUUUUCAUGUUAACCAUGAGGCUUGUUCACUAACUUUGACCUAUGCUAUGGCAAUAUGGUUGAUAAUAAAGACCAAAAUAGUGAAUAGGCCAGCAGUUCAGAGGGCAUAUAAUAUGCUUAAGUUAAAAAACAUGUUUUUUAUGGGGCCUAGCUACCGCUGUAUCAGCCGUAACAAUGAUACGGGGCCCCCUGGACUCUAGGGGCCUCUUGCACGUGUAAAAUAGUAAAUUUUUAUGCACAGUCUCACUUAAUAUGGUGCUUCUCGAAAAAAAAAACAUAAUAUAUGUUAACUGCCCAUAUAAAUUUUAUUAGAUUUGAAAAUUAGAAUUUAAGGCAUUUCGUUGUUUAUUUAAAUAUUUCCAUUUGUUACCAAUUUUACUUAGUGAUAAAAGAGGGGAAAAUCGAAAACUAGAGAAAUUUUUCGAGAUUUGCCGCUCGUCCUAUAUUAUUAUUUUAAACGCAAUCACUCAUUACAUCAAGAAUCAAAUGUUUUAAUGUUUUUGGUUGUAAAAAUAUAACAAUACGUUUUUUUUUCGUUUUUUGGAGUGUGUAUUAUUGGUUUGUUGUGAUAAUCGCUUGGUAGUUCGUGACAUUACAGUUUAUGCAGGGUCGAUUGAUUUAUCCAUCGAAGACUUUGUUUACGAUUCAUAUAGGUACAACAAUAGAAAAUAUUAAUUACUUUGUCUAUUGUAUUCUGGAGAAAAUUAAUAGUAGGUAAUGUUUUUUUUUUAAUAUCUUUUGUUAUUAAUGAUUAGUAACUUAUAGCGUGGCAUGUAAAACAUUUUUGUAAGUGUUUGUUUGAGUUAAAAAAACUUCCUAUGUAAAUGUAAGAAACUACCACACAUUUUGCAUUUAGUAACACAUUUUACAUUUUGUAACACAUUAUACAUUUUGUAACACAUUUUACAUUUUGUAAACCAUUUUGCAUUUUGUAACACAUUUUGCAUUUUGUAACAUAUUUUGCAUUUUGUAAAACAUUUUGCCAGAUCGUGUGUGAUGUCAGUGUUAAGUGUAUCAAAAACAUGGCAAAAUGAUUUUUUUUUAGAUAUAAAUAAUUAAAAACAUACAAUAAUAGUAGCAUUUUCUGGUAAAUAUUUUCACAAGUAAUUUAUUAUUGAUACGUUUAAAAUAAAUGAAAUGUUUUUCGAUUAAAACAAUUCCAAUCGAAAUAUUCAAAGUUGGAUAAAUCGUAAAUAUCGUAUUUGAUGGGGUAACCAAUUGAUUUGGAUGUCCAGCACAUAGUUGCGUUUAGUUUAUAAGAUUUGUAGUUUUUUUAUAUUACUUGUAUUAAAUAUAUAAUUCAAGAUCAAAACCAUAUUACAUGGAUAAUAAAGUCCAUUCCAAUCAUAUGAUUCCAAUCCAAUUGUUCCUGAAAAAAAAAUAGUAUGGAAUUCGCAAACAGCGCCAUCUAUGCACAGAUUGUGUUUCCUCAUGUUGUAACUAGAUGGCGCUGUUUGUAAUAGACAUAAUUCCAGAACAUACUGUGAAAAUAAGUAAAAUUGUGUUUUUAAGAUGAAUAUUAAUAUAGUUUAAACUUAAUUUUUUUUAGUAUAAAAUUAAGUUUAUUUUAUAAUGAAGAUUUAUAUAUCCUGAGAAUAUUGAAUGGAACUUGUAGUGCUUUUUGUUAGGGACUGGUGUUUGACGCUUGAAGCGUCGUUUCUUGCGGAGAAUAGCAAAAUAAAUUCAUUAUUCUUUAUUAUUAAGAACUCAUGUUUAUAUUCAAUAAAGAAUUUAUAUAACUACGUUUAUGAUUGUCCAAUUAAUUAAUUAGGAAAUAAGUAAUUAAUUCCCUCAUGAAUAUUUAGUUUUGAUCUUGUAUUUGCCAAUUAUUAUAGGAUGUGAAUAUUAUUGCUGUUACUAUAUUCUAGCUACUUUUUGUUUUCAGUUUUUUCAUUGCUUUUAUACAUUUGUGAAUAACUUAGCUUAGUUUCAAGUACUUACUUAUAAAUUGCAAUGUAUGUUACUAACAUUUUGUUGUAUUAAACAUUUUCGCUUUAA
Messenger RNA from Bicyclus anynana (squinting bush brown), 3361 nucleotides. RefSeq names its product probable glucosamine 6-phosphate N-acetyltransferase (gene Gnpnat). Gene Ontology annotation, biological process: UDP-N-acetylglucosamine biosynthetic process. Lineage: Eukaryota; Metazoa; Arthropoda; Insecta; Lepidoptera; Nymphalidae. The record is from RefSeq and is a predicted model, not a curated record. Bases 439 to 1035 code for a protein of 198 amino acids. Gene Ontology annotation, cellular component: endoplasmic reticulum-Golgi intermediate compartment; endoplasmic reticulum; Golgi apparatus. Gene Ontology annotation, molecular function: monosaccharide binding; glucosamine 6-phosphate N-acetyltransferase activity. The transcript has 6 exons.